AUAUAUACUACAGACCGAAACCCUUCGCCUCCGACGUGACGACGCCUCAACACCUUAUUCUCUGAAUCCAACCAACAUAUCUACACACAGCAACCUCCGGGCAGCGCCCUACAUCUCCAAAAAUGGCUGGAGUCUGGCUUUCCUACAUGAAGUCCCAACUCUGCUUCACCCCUCCGUACCCGACGCAAUCCUUCACGGGCCAGACCAUCAUCGUGACCGGCUCCAACACGGGCAUGGGCCUCGAGGCCGCGCGCCACUUUGCCCGGCUCGGCGCGGCCCGCCUGAUCCUCGCGGUGCGGUCCCAGGCCAAGGGCGACGCCGCGAAGAAGUCCAUCGAGGAGACCACUUCCUGCGGCCCGGGUGUCGUGCAGGUCUGGCUGGUCGACCAGGCGAGCUAUGCCUCGGUCGCGGCGUUUGGCGAACGCGUGAACAAAGAGCUGGACCGGCUGGACGUGGUCGUGGGCAACGCGGGCAUCUUGCCGUACGACACCUCGAGGGCCGAGGAGGACGAGGCUACCAUCACGGUCAACGUGGUGAACAGUCUGCACCACGGGAUCCUGAUGCUGCCGAAGCUCCGAGAGACGGCGGUCAGGCUGGGGAAGCCCGGUGUGCUGACGUUCACGGGAAGCUGGAUGCAUGGACUAUGCCAUGCUAACCCCCAUUUGGCGGCGCCAUUUUUCCAUAUACACAGAUACCCACUCUCCAAAGUCGUCCAGAUGCUCGCGAUCCGCGCCCUCGCCGAGGCCGUCACCGCAUCCAAGAAGCCCGGCGAGGUCACCGUCUCUGUGCUCAACCCGGGCGGCGUCCGGACCGACAUCACGCGCGACGCGACCGGGUUUGACCGCUUCGUGGUCGUGUCCUCGUGGUAUAUGCUGUGGACGGCCGAGGUGGGCGGGCGCACGCUGGUGCAUGCUGCCGCGUCGAGCGGCAAGGAGGCACACGGGCAGUAUCUGAGCAACUGUGCUGUCGCUGCCCCAAAUAAGUACGUCACGUCUACGAACGGGAUUGCCGCGCAGAGGCGCAUCUGGAAGGACCUGGUGGCGAAGCUGGAGAGGCUUAAUCCGGCCGUCGCGAAUGCUAUCUGAGAGAUUGCUUGCAGGAUUUUGGUACACAUGUUAUAUC
Messenger RNA from Microdochium trichocladiopsis, 1122 nucleotides. Its product is annotated as putative short-chain dehydrogenase/reductase family protein. Lineage: Eukaryota; Fungi; Ascomycota; Sordariomycetes; Xylariales; Microdochiaceae. The record is from RefSeq and is a predicted model, not a curated record. The transcript has 3 exons. The coding region runs from base 123 to 1085 and encodes 320 amino acids.